Molecule: messenger RNA, 1559 nt
Organism: Sorghum bicolor (sorghum)
Lineage: Eukaryota; Viridiplantae; Streptophyta; Magnoliopsida; Poales; Poaceae
Product: serine/threonine-protein kinase Aurora-3
Exons: 6
Coding region: 156-1022 (288 amino acids)
Biological process (GO): protein phosphorylation; mitotic spindle organization; regulation of cytokinesis
Cellular component (GO): chromosome passenger complex; spindle pole centrosome; spindle midzone
Molecular function (GO): protein kinase activity; ATP binding
Source: RefSeq, a predicted model, not a curated record
UCACGAUCGCCAACUCAAUUCGCCGGCCGCCGCUCUCCAUUUCAAAUUCCAAACCCGUUCCACCCCCUCCUCCGGUUCGGGCUCCUCCUCGACGGAACCCGUCGCCGUCUUCUUCGGCUCGCGCCUCGCUCCACCAUUCGCCACCCCUGCCUACGAUGGCGGCGCGCGAGGAGGAGUGGAGCAUGUCCGACUUCGAGAUCGGCAGGUACAUCGGUGAGGGCAAGUUCGGCAAGGUGUACCUCGCCCGCGAGAAACAGAGCGGGUACGUGGUGGCGCUGAAGGUGAUAUUCAAGGCGAAGCUGGAGAAGUACCGCUUCCACGCGCAGCUGCGGCGGGAGGUCGAGAUCCAGCGCGACCUCGACCACCCCAACGUGCUCCGCCUCUUCACCUGGUUCCACGACGAAGAGAAAGUCGUCCUCGUCCUCGAGUAUGCGGCCCGUGGCGAGCUCUACAAGGUCCUUCGCGCCGCUGGCCGCUUCGACGAGCGCACGGCCGCCACUUAUGUUGCGAGCCUUGCUGGGGCACUGGCAUACUGCCACAAGAAGGGAAUCAUACAUAGGGACAUCAAGCCUGAGAAUUUGCUACUCGAUCUCGAGGGCCGACUUAAAAUUGCAGAUUUUGGAUGGGCAGCUCGUUCUGAUGCUAAACGACACACACUCUGCGGCACCAUCGACUAUCUGGCACCAGAGAUGGUAGAGAAGAAAGCUCAUGACCAUGCCGUGGACAACUGGACCCUGGGAAUCCUGUGCUAUGAGUUCUUGUAUGGUUCACCUCCUUUCGAAGCUGACGAACAGGAUGAUACCUUGAGAAGGAUAGCUAAGGUGGAUUGGGCAUUCCCUGCAACUCCUCGUGUGUCUUCAGAGGCUAAGGAUCUCAUUUCCAAGCUGCUAGUUAAGGAUUCAAGCAAGAGGCUUUGUCUUGAAGACAUCAUGAAGCAUCCGUGGAUCCAAAAGAAUGCAGAACCUUCAGGGAGUUGCAUUAAGCGCAAAGAUGUGACAGGAGCAAAGGUGAACGAAAAGUGAGUGUGCAAGAUAAUCUUCUGAGCAACACGCUAGUCAUGAGUAAACAGAGUUGAAUUUUGGUACGUAGCGACCUUGUGGCUGUAUAUAUUGUCGUAGUAGUAAGUAUAUUGUUGGACGUGCAUGGAUAGUAAUAUUUCGUAGUACGAUAUAGCACUUGAGUUGUCAAUAUUUUCCUUGUCAUUAUACAAUUUGUUCCAUUUGCUCGUAUAAAGAAAUUGUUCAAUGAAAAGGCAAGGAAGACGGCCCGUCAAACGGAGAAGGCCCGGCCCAAGAAGCACGUCAUGGCCAAACUGAACCGCUAGUUAGCGUGGAAUGCAUUGCAUAAACUGUGGUGGAAAGCAAUUAAACUUGCAGACGGCGCGGCGACGGGCAGCCCGUCCCGCGUCCGCAAAGGCCGCAUCAUCGUACACGGGCUUAUACGGCGGCCCGUUUCCAUCCGCGUGCGCGUGCGGCGUUGUUGCGGCGGCCGCAAGCCCGCGCUGCCUUGCAGCCUUGCAUGAAACAAGAAUCGUGGUAAGUUAUGUAUGUGUGUGUUUA